Messenger RNA from Lucilia cuprina (Australian sheep blowfly), 328 nucleotides. RefSeq names its product putative nuclease HARBI1. The transcript is spliced from 3 exons. NCBI's taxonomy places the organism in Eukaryota, Metazoa, Arthropoda, Insecta, Diptera, Calliphoridae. The coding region runs from base 77 to 328 and encodes 83 amino acids. The record is from RefSeq and is a predicted model, not a curated record.
UGUGCGAAUAAAGGCACCUGGAAACUAAAGAAAUCAUUUAUACUAUAACCGUAAGGGUUAUUUUAGUAUAAACGUGAUGUUGAUAUGUGAUCAUAAUAUGGUCAUAACAUAUGUGGACGCAAGACAUCCAGGAGCUAAUCAUGAUUCUUUUAUUUGGGACCAAAGUGCAGCGGAACAUUAUUUUAAAUCAAAUUAUUUAAAUGGAAGGAGAAACACAUGGCUCCUAGGAGAUUCUGGUUACAAAUUACUGCCUUAUAUGAUGACCCCCUACAGAAAUCCAACAGAACUUUAUGAAAAAAAUAUAAUGAAAAGCAUAGAAAUGUUAUAG